AACAAGUUUUACUUGGGCCCUUGCAAAAAGAGACACAUAGAGACUUUGAGGGACCAGUACUUCGAAGCUCGAAAGCAAAAGAGAUAUGGAUUUGAAGAACUGGCGGUUCAGCUGUGCAGGGCUUUGGUGGAGGAGGCGGAUAAGAAAGUGCAAACCGCCCAGAUGCGCGUCGAUUGGGCGUCGCUUCCGGGAGUGGAAAAUGUCAAGUCUGUACACCCCGAGGUGUUGCGGCUGGACCAGGCCAUUGCUCAGAAGUUCAAAGAGAUGGAAGACCUCGGGAAGCUCGGCCGCAUUGACCAGUCCAUGGGGGUUUCUUUGGAAUUAACUUCUUUGCAAACCCGAAGAGCAAAACUCCUUUUCAGAAAUGCUGAGGGGCAGCUGACGCAAAGACUGAGGCCUUGCGACGUUUGCGGGGCCUUGCUUUCAGCAAACGACACGGACCGGCGGCUGGACGAACACUUCUCGGGGCGAGUUCAUUUAGGGUUUCAAAAACUCCGAGAUGCUUUGAAGAAGAACUUGGAGUAUAUAGCGCAGGCCCCCAUGCCGGACCAGGACUUGUCCAGAAUUCUCAUCAACAUGCAGGAGCAGGAGCAGGUGUUCAAGCAGCUGCAGGCGCAAGAGGGAGACAACUUCGACAUUGGGAGUGUCUUUGCUGCAGCACAGAAGACGCAGCAAGAUUUGUUUGGACUGCAUCAGCAGCAGAAGCAGAAGCAGCAGCAGCAGCAAAAGGAAGCAGACAAGGAGGAGCAGCAGAAGCUGCAGCAGCAGCUGCGGCAGCAGCUGCUCAAGCAGAAGCAGCAGCAGCCCAUCCCUGACUUCCUCCUCAAGCAGCGGCAGCAGCAGCAGCAGCAAACUGAAAGAGGCACUGACAGGAGAAGUCCCAGCAUUACAAGAGAAGCAUGUCCUGCUGCAGCAGCAAUUGCUGCUGCUGUUGCUCGCACGCGGUCCAAGGCCCGCAGCAGCAGCAGGAGCCGCAGCAGGAGCAGCAGGAGCAGCAGCAGGAGCAGCAGCAGGAGCAGCAGCAGCAGGAGCAGCGACAGCGCCAGCGGAAGCAGCCGCAGCAGCAGGAGCAGCAGCAGGAGCAGCAGCAGAAGCAGCAGCAGAAGCAGCAGGAGCAGAAGCACCAGCAGAAGCAGCAGGAGCAGCAGCAGAAGCAGCAGCAGAAGCAGCAGCAGGAGCAGCAGCAGAAGCAGCAGCAAACGCCCCGCCAACCAACCCGCAGACAAGGUGGAGCCACAGAUCAACAGCAGCAGCAGCUGCAGCACCAACAGCAGCAGCAGCAGCAGCAACGGCAGCAGCAAGCUGCUCGCAGCAGCAGAAGCGGCUGCUCCAAAAACUACCCAGAAUGCUGCUGAGAAGCCGCUUGCCAGCAGCAGCAGCAGCAGCAACAGCAACAGCAAGCCAAGCAGCAGCAGCAGCAGCAGCAACGGCAGCGGCAGCAAGCCAAGCAACAGCGGCAGCAGUGGCAGCAGCAAGCAAAGCAGCGGCAGCAGCAGCAGCAGCAGCAGCAAACCAAGCCGCAGCGAAGAGAACAAGGAAAGCAGCAAGAGCAGCAAACCUACCACUGGCAGCAGCAACAGCAGCAAACCCAGCAGCAGCAGCAGCAGCAGCAAACCAAGCAGCAGCAGCAGCAGCAGCAAACCAAGCAGCAGCAGCAGCAGCAGCAGCAAAUCAAGCAGCAGCAGCAGCAGCAGCAGCAAAUCAAGCAGCAGCAGCAGCAGCAGCAAACCGAGUAGCAGCAGCAGCAGCAACAGCAGCAAACCGAGUAGCGGCAGCGCCAGUGGCAGUGGCAAGCGGAGCAGUGACAGCAGCAGCAGCAGCAGCAAGCCAAGCAGCAGCAGCCACAGCAGCAAAUCGAGCGGCAGUAGCAGCAGCAAACCAAGCAGCAGCGGGAGCAGCAGCAGCAAGCCAAGUAGCAGCAGCAGCAGCAAAUCAGGCAGCAGCAGCAGCAGCAAACCCAGCAGCGGGAGCAGCAGCAGCAAGCCGAGCAGCAGCAGCAGCAGCAGCAGCAAAUCGGGCGACAGCAGCAGCAAGAAGCGUGUUGCAUCGGAAGAAAAGAGCAGCAGCUCAAAGAAGCCUCGUGAAUCCAGCAGCAGCAGCAGCAAACAUAGCAGCAGCAGCAGCAGCAGGAAGCCAGUCAGCAGCAGCGACCGGCAGCACUGA
Molecule: messenger RNA, 2163 nt
Organism: Eimeria necatrix
Lineage: Eukaryota; Apicomplexa; Conoidasida; Eucoccidiorida; Eimeriidae
Exons: 5
Biological process (GO): mRNA splice site recognition
Cellular component (GO): U2-type prespliceosome; U1 snRNP
Molecular function (GO): mRNA binding
Source: RefSeq, a predicted model, not a curated record